AUGCAACGCUUUGUAUUACUUUCGUUAUACAUUGCUCUGCCGUUGACUUUCGCUGAGGAUGUUAGCUAUCAAGCGUGUGUCGACAAAUACUCAAGAAAAGGCUACCAGCCGUGGCAAGAAUGGUCAGAUCACUACACUUGUCAUCGGUAUAGAUGCGAAAUACGCGAUGGAAAAUACUUCAUAGCUGCUGUCGGCUGUCGUAAACCUAAAAUACCAGAAAAUGCCCUAGAGUGUCAUGAAUAUAUUGAAGAUGAAAACGUUGAAUUCCCAACAUGUUGCGCUCGAUUAAGAUGUGUUGUGGAAGUGAACGGCGAACGAAUCGUUCAGACUAGGGGACAGCCCGGCGAACUAUUUCCUGAUAAACCUUGGAAAGGACAACAAAACGAACCUAAUCCUGCUGUAGUCGGUAUGCCUAACAUACAGCAAAAUACAGUGAGUGGAGAACCUCAGCCACAGUCAGCCCCUGGCAUUUUCAAUAGAGGAGGAUCAGGAAAGCAAACGGAUGGCAGCGAUAUUAGCGGACGCAGAUACGUCGACCCGUACCCGAACGCCCAGAUACAAGAGUCGCCAAGGAAGAAGAGAUCAACAAUAUACCCUUUAUUUAGCAGAGGAAAUGUCAAUGAACAACAAUCAUACCAAUCGCAUGACGUUAAAAUUAAUGGAUUUUCCCCCGAAAGAUAUACUUCAUACUUUCCUAACAAUGCAAAAAGUAUUUUAAGCUCUAAAUUACAUAUUAAUUUGUCUUAAUUUAGUUAAUGUAAUUGCUGAUAGUAAUAAUUAAUUAUUUAUUCACAAUAAAUGUAAUAUUAACGCAAUUUUGUAUUUAUGUGUUGUUUUUGUAAAGUCUUGAAUGAUUUAAUAACUAUGUUUAAUUUAAAUGUAUACAGAAUAGUCAUCGAUAAUGUUAUU
Melitaea cinxia (Glanville fritillary) is the source of this 909-nucleotide messenger RNA. RefSeq lists its product as uncharacterized. The record is from RefSeq and is a predicted model, not a curated record. Bases 1 to 747 code for a protein of 248 amino acids. Lineage: Eukaryota; Metazoa; Arthropoda; Insecta; Lepidoptera; Nymphalidae. The transcript has 6 exons.